Pelodiscus sinensis (Chinese soft-shelled turtle) is the source of this 2043-nucleotide messenger RNA. It is a transcript of the gene GJA9, whose product is annotated as gap junction protein alpha 9. Gene Ontology annotation, biological process: cell-cell signaling. NCBI's taxonomy places the organism in Eukaryota, Metazoa, Chordata, Testudines, Trionychidae. Gene Ontology annotation, molecular function: gap junction channel activity. The record is from RefSeq and is a predicted model, not a curated record. Gene Ontology annotation, cellular component: connexin complex.
CAUUCUGUCUGUUGGAAGUGAUUGUUUCACUGUAUCAGGUUAAUUUUGGUCAUAGUUAAAUGUUGCUAGAAGCCACAGCAGACUAAACAACAUAUUGAUUGAUUUUUUUCUGACUAUAAGUUCAAUGCACAAGGCUUGAGCUCCAUUAAAUCCUCCAGCAAUACAGAAGCUCUCUUUUGACAUUCUCUGAAGUCUCUGACAGAGGCUGAGACGUUUUAUUAGAUAUCAUAAUGUUAUUACUUGACACAUUUUAGUGCUAAGAUGGCCAAGUAACCAUGGGAGACUGGAAUUUUCUUGGUGGCAUCUUGGAGGAGGUCCAUAUUCAUUCCACUAUUAUUGGGAAGGUCUGGUUAACUAUCCUAUUCAUAUUUCGAAUGCUUGUCCUAGGAGUGGCAGCUGAAGAUGUCUGGAAUGAUGAGCAAUCAGAAUUCAUAUGCAAUACAGAGCAACCUGGCUGCAGAAAUGUUUGCUAUGACCAGGCCUUUCCUAUCUCUCUCAUAAGAUAUUGGGUCUUGCAAGUUAUAUUUGUAUCUUCACCUUCCUUAGUCUAUAUGGGUCAUGCUUUAUACAGACUCAGAGCCUUAGAAAAAGAGAGACAAAAGAAGAAGGCACAAGUAAGAAUGGAACUUGAAGGAGUUGAACUAGAAAUGAUUGAAGAUCGGAGAAGAUUGGAACGAGAACUCCGGCAACUGGAGCAAAGAAAACUCAACAAGGCACCCCUGAGAGGCUCCUUGCUCUGCACUUAUGUGAUACAUAUUUUUACUAGAUCUGCAGUUGAAAUUGCGUUUAUGAUUGGCCAAUAUCUUCUUUAUGGUUUUCAGCUCGAUCCUCUUUAUAAAUGUGAGAGAGAGCCAUGUCCAAACAUAGUUGACUGUUUUAUAUCAAGGCCAACUGAAAAAACAGUGUUCAUAUUAUUUAUGCAGUCAAUAGCAAUUGUAUCCUUGUUUUUAAACAUCUUAGAAAUUGUUCAUUUAGGGGUCAAAAAAAUCAAAAAGGGACUUUGUGGGCCAGAUAAAAGCAGGGAUGACUUUGAUGAUUUCUAUGUUAGUAAAUCCAAGAAAAACUCUGUAAUACCCCACUCUUAUAUGGGAACAUGUGCAACGCCACAAAAAAUUCAUCCCUCUGCCCCUAUUAGUUAUACCAUGUUAAUGGAAAAACAAAUUGGGACCGCAGUCCGUGAUGUUCUACAUUCAUCUUCUGCAUUCCAAUCUCUUAAAAACAACCAUACUGAAAAUAGCAACAAUCGCAUCCAUGAUGAACGGGAAAGUAAAUUGCCAGAUGAAAUGCCAACUAAUACAUUGGACUGUCCUCCUCGAAAUACCUGCUCAAAUAAUAAUGAUGGCUUAAACAAGGUAUUUGGGACAGAAAUUAAUGGUUGUCAACAACAUGAUGAAAAGAAACAUGGCAUGCAUUCUAAUCUAGUUGCUGCUCCGGGUCUGUGCUUGGGAAGCCUGUCUGAAUUAACAUCUGGAAGUUCAUUGCAACCUGAUAUGACUUCCACUAUUUCAGUUAACUGUGUUCGAAAGCUACGUGGAGUCAGUUCCCCAUGGAACUGUUCUACAGUGGUUGAGAGUGAAGGGUCACCAACAGAGUCUCCUUCCACAAACAGCAACCGAGGACAAGACAGCUUCAGUGGAAGCAUAGCACAAGGCCUUUCCAGCACUGACUUAAGAAAAAUCAGCAGACCAGACACUCCUGACUCCCUAGGCGAACUAAGUUCAGAAUCCAAACAGGGCAGAAAUUGUGAAAGUCCUCAGGCUCUCUCUCCCUCACGGCGAAUGUCACUGGCAAGUAAUGCCAGCAGCAGGCGUGCCCCCACCGAUCUUCAGAUCUAAGUGUUUGUUACCUUACCUGUGUGCUACAUGCAUGAGCACUGAAGGAAAUAGAGGCAUUACUGGACACCCCUGUAGCGUGAGUUGUAGCUUUUUGUCAUUGUAGCUAAGUCAAUCAUUUUUCUCCAGCUCUUUUGGAGUAUGUCUCCACAGCAGUGUUAUUUGGGAAUAAUUGACGUUAUUCCAAAAUAACAUAGUGCUCAUCUUCACU